AUGGUCGCCGUCAACUCCAUCGUGGCACUCACGGCCGUCGGACUUGUCUCCAUUGCCAGUGCAAGCUCUUCGUGCGACACCAGUGCACUCAACACGACUGUGGGCUCUUACACGACCGACUCCAUCAUGUCCGUGAACGCCGUCGCCACGCUCAACAACCGCGGCAUCUGCGACGUCGCUCGUGCCAACCGCAUGUCCGACCCCACCAUCCCGUUCGCUGCCGAUACCGAGGUCAUCAUCCCGGCCGAAGUGUGCGAGCCCGACGACACCUCCUGCUUCACCGUCGUGGACACUGACACCACCAACUUCUGCCUCCUGGGUGGGCCGCACCUCUACUACACGCAGCGCAACGACACGUACCGCACCAUCGCGCUCGAGCGCUUCAACAUCACACUGGAGAGUGUGCUGACAGCGCUCGGCGUGGACGAGUCUCAAGCCGACGUGGAGCUCGACGCGGGCCUCUUCAUCAAGAUUCCGUCCUGCUACCCAAGCCAGUGCACUCUGCAGCCGUACAAGUUUACUUACGGCACGUACAAGGACCUUGCGGAGGAAUUCGGCGCAUCCGUGGGUCAGAUCAUCGCCUACAACCCGACGUACAGUCACAGCGUCGCGGACACUGGCGAUGGCCCGGUGCUCACGAUUCCCAUGGACUGCAAGGCGCUAUCGGACAACAUCACCUCCAUGACUUAGUUCGGGGACCGCAACUUUGGCCGCCACCUAAUGCUUGCUUUAGUGAGAUAUAGCGGGUCGAAUGUUCUUGUGUAAGUGGGAGAAGUCAGCGCGGAUGAGUAUCGAUGCAGUGAAGUGUAGGUUACAUUGUCAUUUGCAAUGAAGAGACUGAAACU
Phytophthora sojae is the source of this 845-nucleotide messenger RNA. RefSeq lists its product as hypothetical. The transcript has a single exon. NCBI's taxonomy places the organism in Eukaryota, Oomycota, Peronosporomycetes, Peronosporales, Peronosporaceae. Bases 1 to 690 code for a protein of 229 amino acids. The record is from RefSeq and is a predicted model, not a curated record.